Messenger RNA from Oryza brachyantha (malo sina), 2343 nucleotides. RefSeq names its product SNW/SKI-interacting protein A. Gene Ontology annotation, cellular component: spliceosomal complex. The record is from RefSeq and is a predicted model, not a curated record. Gene Ontology annotation, biological process: mRNA splicing, via spliceosome. NCBI's taxonomy places the organism in Eukaryota, Viridiplantae, Streptophyta, Magnoliopsida, Poales, Poaceae. The transcript has a single exon. The coding region runs from base 128 to 1948 and encodes 606 amino acids.
CGUUCCCCAAAUAAUUACACGAAUCGAACCAAACCCUAGUUUUUCCUCUUCGAUUUCCCGAUCCCCAACCCGGCGACUCGCCGGAACCCUAGCCCUAGAUCCCCCGCGGCUUUCCUCGGUGCUAGCCAUGGCGUCCCUUAAGGAGCUCCUCCCGACGCCCAAGGUGUCGGCGUCGACGUUCUACGACCACAGCAGCGACCCGUGGUUCAAGGAGCGGUAUGGUGGGGAGUCGGCGCAGUCCGCCUCCGCGGCGGCGGCGGAGAAGCCCGCUGGCCCCGCCAAGCCCGUGCCGCCGUACGGGAAGAGGGGCGGGUUCGUACCGCGGCGGCCGGAGGACUUCGGCGACGGCGGCGCCUUCCCGGAGAUCCACGUCGCGCAGUACCCGCUCGGCAUGGGCCGGCGCGACGAGAAGGGCGGGUCGAAGAUCCUCGCUCUCACCGUCGACGCCAAGGGCAGCAUCGCCUUCGACGCCGUCGUGAAGCAGGGUGAGAACGCUUCUAAGAUCGUUUACUCCAAGCACAGCGACCUCGUGCCGAAGAUUGCCACGGCUGAUUCCGAAGCAACUGAGGACGAGGAGUACCAGAAACAGAUCGAGGAGACCACCGAGCGAACUAAAGCCGCCUUGGAGAAGGUUGUCAACGUUCGGCUCUCCGCCGCACAGCCCAAGAAUGUGCCGACGCAUGAUUCAGAGUCAAAGUUCAUCAAGUAUAAGCCAUCGCAGCAAUCGGCGGCCUUCAAUUCAGGUGCCAAGGAGAGGAUUAUUAGGAUGUCAGAGAUGGCUCAGGAUCCUCUUGAGCCACCAAAAUUCAAGCAUAAGCGAGUGCCCCGCGCUUCUGGAUCACCGCCUGUUCCAGUGAUGCACUCACCACCACGGCCAGUGACAGUGAAGGACCAGCAAGAUUGGAAGAUUCCACCAUGCAUUUCAAAUUGGAAAAACCCAAAGGGUUACACCAUACCGCUUGACAAGAGGCUGGCAGCUGAUGGAAGGGGGCUGCAAGAGGUUCAAAUCAAUGAUAACUUUGCAAAGCUCUCUGAAGCACUGUAUGUGGCUGAGCAGAAGGCCAGAGAAGCAGUACAGAUGCGAUCCAAGGUGCAGAGGGAGCUGCAGUUGAAGGAGAAGGAGAGGAAGGAGCAAGAGCUAAGGGCACUUGCACAGAAGGCACGCAUGGAGAGGACUGGUGCACCACCUUCAUCUGCAGGUUUUCCUGCUAGUGGUGGGAGAGGUGCUGUUGAUGACAGAGAUGAAGAUAUGGAUUUGGAGCAGCCUCGUGAGCAACGCAGGGAGAGUAGAGAAGAAAAGGAAGCGAGGAUUGAGCGUGACAGGAUCCGUGAGGAGCGGAGACGUGAGAGGGAGAGGGAGAGGAGGCUUGAGGCCAGGGAUGCUGCAAUGGGUAAGAAGAGUAAGCUCACAAGAGACAGGGAUCGUGAUGUCAGUGAGAAGAUUGCCCUGGGUAUGGCAAGCACUGGUGGAGCUAAAGGCGGGGAAGUCAUGUAUGACCAGAGAUUGUUCAACCAGGAUAAAGGAAUGGACUCUGGGUUUGCUGCAGAUGAUCAGUAUAACAUUUACUCAAAGGGGCUCUUCACAGCGCAGCCGACGCUGUCCACGCUUUACAGGCCCAAGAAGGAUGGUGAUUCUGAUGUGUAUGGUGAUGCGGAUGAACAACUGGAGAAGGUUAUGAAGACUGAUAGGUUCAAACCAGACAAAGGAUUUUCUGGUGCUUCAGAAAGGUCUGGAAAGAGAGAUAGACCUGUGGAGUUUGAUAAACAGGAGGAGAACGAUCCCUUCGGUCUUGAUCAGUUCUUGACUGAGGUGAAGAAGGGGAAGAAAGCCGUGGAGAAGAUAGGAAGUGGAGGAACCAUGAAGGCAAGUGGUGGAUCCUCAAUGAGAGAUGACUAUGAGGGUGGAGGAUCUGGGAGGUCCCGCAUUAACUUUGAAAGAGGGCGUUGAGGUGUUUGAUCUGCAUGAUGUGUUACGAAGGUUCUCAAUGCAUUUCCAAAUGUUCUCAGGACAGGAGGGUUUUAUCUUGAGAGUAUCAACUUCUUGAUGAGAAGGGAACUUAAAGUCUGAGUUGUUGCAAUGCAACGUCUACCUCCAAGGGGCGUCCUAAGGAUUGUAACUAUUUUGAUCCUGCGAUGAUGUUUGUUGUUUAUCUGGUUAUGGCUGGAUCUGUAAGCUUUAUUUAUUAUCAUUCCAUAGCACCUUCUAUUUUGUGAUACUUUAUGAAGUCUACAUGUGUCUGGCUGACCUUAAAUUUUCUGGUAUUGUAUCGAGUCAAGAUGUAUCUGGCUGAAAUACUUUCAGAUAUGGGAUAACAUAAUCCCGGGUUUUUUCACAGAUUAAUU